UAAAAUAAAAGUGUCAGUGUUAAUAUUUAAUUUUUUAAUAUAUAAAAUAUCUAUAACAAAAAAGUACAAAAAUACAAAAUAUAUCUAGAGCGAUACUUUUACAUGUUUUACUAUUAAUAACCUAGACUAAUGAUAAAUGUAAAUGAAUGUACAAAAUCAACAAUGUAUUAUAUUACGGAAAAUAAAUGGAUACGAAGAUGAAAUUUAAAAAAUCUUUGCCUCCGUUAGUUGAAGGCAAAAUUCAUGGUUAUUUAAAAUUUGUCAUUGAUGAAGUCAUUUGGUCAAAGAAAAAUUUUGGUGAUAUUAGAAUAUUUUUAUCUUGGUGGGGAGAAACUGAUAGAACUGAAUUUAGACCAGCAGAUAUUACAAAAGAUAUUGUAAGAUCAGAGGAAGAAAUAACUGAGGUUUAUGCUAUUCGUACAAAUAUAAAUCUCUUUGAAGAAUACAUUAAGAAUUGUGAAUCUGUAGAAUUACUGGUUGUUAGUAAAGAAACUAAUAUAAUUAUUGGAACAUCACAAAUCACAGAUUUAUUAGAGAUUCUUAAUUGUAAACCAUAUUUUAGAUAUGUACCUAUUGUAAGUAAUCAUGAAAAUAAAAUAGGAGAAAUUCAUGUUUCUAUGAAGUUAGAAUAUAUGACAAAAGCUUUUAGUAUGCAAUUAAAAACACAUAAAUGUGGAAAAGAGCAAGGUACUGAUAAUACCUUAGUUUCAACUAGUAAUAAUUUUAAGAAUCAGGAUUAUUUGAUAUCUGAUAGGUGUACAGUUAACAAAAAAAUAAAACCCGAAGAAAGUGAUACUUAUAAAUCUAUUUUAAAAUUGAAAAGGACGGAAUUUCAAGAAUCUGUAAAUAAACUUAGUAAUGAAGUAGCUGAUAGACUUGUUGCUCAGAUUGUUACAAGAGCUCAAAGGCUCAGAGGAGAUUUAUUUAAAGAAACAUAUGAUGAAGAUGAAUUUAGUUCUAGUGAUAAUUCCAUAAAUAAUGGAUUUCAAACUUAUGUUUCUGCUAAAAAUAAAGAAAAAUUAUAUGAAUGUGUUUCGUGCAAAGAUAUGAUGUCAUCUAUUGAAUGUAAAACAUGUACAUUGAAAUCAACAACUUUGCAUCCAAGUUUGACAGAUCUUGCAUCUAGUAGUUUAAAAACAUUUAGAUAUGAUAAUAAGAGUACGACAAAUAAUACAUCUUCUUCAAAAAUGAAGUCCUUAAUAGAAGAUGCACUUUCAGAAAAAAAAUUGUGUAUUGAUUCAAAAGAUGCUGAACUAUUUGAUUUUGCUACUUAUAUCCAAAUUAAUGUAGACUCAUUUACUUUAAGUCCUGCUGGUUAUAGACGUGUAAAAUCAUCUUCAUUAUCACAUAACGAUAACAUUUUUUCAUCUGCAACAUAUUUUGUUCAAUAUGACAUGAUAUUCGAUCAUAUGAAAGAAAAUGACAAAAAGGAAAGUAAACCUGUAAGAAUAUGUUCUAAAAAACAAACAAAUCACGUGGUUUAUUUUAAUCACAACAAUGUAUAUAGAAUAUCAAAACUAAAAUACUAUACAGCAUUGCAAAUAAAAUUUAAAAUAUUUGUUCGUCAUGUCAACAAAAGAUCAUUAAUUGAAUUAGGCAAUGCUACUAUUAAUCUUAAUGAAAUUAUAAAAAAUAAAAGUUGGAAAUUCGCACAACAUCUAAUUAUACUUAAUAAAGAAAUAAAAACAGGAGAAUUAAAUGUAAUUAUAGAAUUAGGUCCAGAUUCUAAUCAUUAUGAAAAACAGUACAUUAGUAGUAUGUCUGUUAAAGAAAACAUUCCUAUUUUGGAUACAUCAGAAUCACUUAGUGAAGCUAAAAAUAAAGGGAGCAAGAAUAUUACAAAAAAUCAGUCUACAACAGAUAAUGAAGUAACAACAAUUUCAGAUGAAAUAGUAAAUUUUCCAAUUACUGAUAGUAAUUCAGUUAUUACAAAGUGUGUAUCACAAUCUAUAACAGAAAGCAUAGAUGAUAAAAAAACGGAUAUAAAACAUGACAAAAAUAGAAUACAAGAUAAGGUUUUACUUCACGGUUUAAUAUAUGUAGUGGAAGGGAAAGAACUAUCAGAAUUAAAUACUUAUUUAAUAUGCAGAGCAUUUUGGAGAGAGGAUAAGACUAAAAGUCAAGUCUGUAACAAUACAAAAAAUCCAUUUUAUCAAUUUUGUCAAUUAGUACCCCUUAUUUAUGACAGUGAUUUAUUAAAACGUAUUAAAGACAAUUACAUAAUCAUUGAAGUUUAUUCAAGAAAUAAUAAUAUAGAUAAUCUAUUAGGAUUAACAAAAUUAUCUGUACAUCAGUUAUAUGUUGCAUACAGAGAUCCACGAGUAUUACCAUAUUUAUUAUUAUCUAAGUAUCCUGUGGUAAGUGUGGAUGGCUGGGUACCAAUUAUAGAUCCUGUAACUGGUCAAUCUUCUGGUCAGUUGUUUGCACUAGUAGCUCUUGGAACUGCUGAACAAAUUACGUUAUUAAAGACGACAAGAAAUUUGCAAACUAUGAAUGCUACGUCACAAAUAUUGCAUUUAGACAAAUUUUCUGAUUUACAAAAUACUCCUCGCAUACAUGCUUUCAUUAAAGAUGAAAGAGAGUCAAAUUUUUCAAAUUCGAAAACUCAAGAAUGUCAAACUGAUAUCUCAACUGUUAAAGAGUUUAAAUUUAAUGAAAAAUCACAAGAAAAAACUUCAAAUUUAAGACAUUCUAUUCUACAAAAUACAGUUGAUCAUUUAACGCAAGUUUUAAAUGUUAAUAAGAUUAAAAUAGAUCAAGCAAUACAGACUGAGAUAAAUUUUGAAGAAAAACAACAAUCGAAUACAGGACAGAUAUGUUCAAACGAAUUGAACUUUAAUAACAGUUCUGAUGAUAGUGAUAAUAAUAGCGUUAAACAUAAUCUUUAUUUACCAACAGAAACAUAUAGAAGUGUUGGAGUUGGUGCUGAGUACAAUGAAGAAACUGAUCAACAUCCAAAAAGUAAUCACAGUAAUACAACAUUUGAAUCAUCAACUAUAAAUCAUGUAGAGAAUGAAUCAACGAAUUCUACGUAUAAUCAAACAAUGUUUAGAGCUAUUGUGGAGAUUGAAUGUGCAUUACAUUUGCCAAAAAUAGAAAAAAUUAAUGAAACUGUUGAACCAAGUACAUAUGUAUCAUUUCAGGCCAUUAAAUCUGAUCAUACAAAAGCUUCAAACUCGUAUAUGAUUACUAAUACGUUUCCACAUAGUUGCAACCCUAAAUGGAAUUGGAAAUGUGAUACAGCAUUACCGACAGAACUGCUUUUACAUGAUAAAAAGAGAUUAAUUCUAAAAAUUUGGCGAAUAUUAGAUACAGAUAAUAGUAUGGAAAUAAACUUAGAGAAAGAUAUUGUUAUUGGAUUCUCUGCUAUUGAUCUCUCAGUUUUGAUUAAUGGCUUUCCGACAGUAUCUGGUUGGUUUCAUAUAAUGGACUUUACUGGAAAAUGCAAUGGACAAAUUAAAAUAUGUAUAACACCAUUAGCUAAUUUAUCAUUAUUUGGAAAACCUAUGACAUCGUUAAGUGCAACCCGACUACCAAUAUGUUCUAUGUCACAAUUAAAUUGGGUUCCAUUAAAUAUGUAUGAAACACAUUCUCAUGAUAUAGAACAAACUAAAACUAGUAAUAACUCAUCAACAUUUACACAGGAAGAAGAGAAAUCAGAACAUAGUGAAAAUCAAUUAAAUGAUCCUAUUACUCACAUUGAUUUUGAAGAUGUAUCUAUGUCAUUUUUAUCCUUAUCCUUAAAACAAAAAUUAACAGAAUUAGAUGAAAUAACAAAACGCCUAGAAUCACGAUUACGUGAUGUCACAAAUACGGCUUUUGAAGAUGAUUUAGAAAAUGAAUUUGAAUUAAAUGAACAAAAUAGCGAUAAUGAAAAUAACGAUUGUAAAAUUAUCACUCCAAUACUAUCUAUUGCUACAAGAGAUUACAAUAGCAGAAUAUGCCACAAUACAAGUACUACAGAAAAUGAAAACCAAAAUACAUCAAAUGAAACGAGUAUUCAAAAUUUUUUGUCUCAAACUUAUAUUAGUUACAACAAUGCAGUUAGUUGUGAAAUAAUGAAAUCUGAUUCUUCUAAAAUAUUGAAUUCUUAUAGUAAACGAAAUUUAUCAAAUGACAAUUCUGAAAUACAACAAAGUGAACAUUUAGUGCAAAAUAGUAGACCACUGGACAAUACUUUCACUGAUUACCCAGAACGAGGAGCAAAAGCACAUAUAAAUUAUUUACUUGAUAAACUAUCUCUGCAGUUUCCUACACAAACCUGUUUGACUAAGACUAUACCAAUGGAAAAAAAUAUUACUAAUGUAUUAACACAUUUACCAAGUAGUAAUAAUUUACAAGACAGUAAUAAACAUAACCAAGAACACAAAACAUCUAUAUUAUGUAAUCAAAUGGAUGACAUACAUGAGUUAACUAUCCAAAACUCAGAAAAUCCUAUAAAUAAUUGUACAACUAAGUCAGAGGUUGAUACAUAUGAUAAAAAUUCAUCUGAGACAUCUAUGCACUCACAAACUGCUAAUAAAGUAUCGAAAGUAAUUCGUGAAGAAUUAAUUGCUGAAGAAAAUAGCAAUACAUCUAAAUAUGAUGAAUUAACAACGUAUCUUGUAACUUCAAAUAUUCGUCAUAUGGAUUUAAAUAACAUUUGUAAUCCUCUUUUAUAUCAGCAUUUAGUACCUGAUUUACAUUACUCACAUACACCAUUAGAAGAAGAAACUAUCAAACAAUUAGAUAAUCGAUAUAGUAAAGUGUUUAAUAAAUCAAUAAGUAAUAAAUUAAAUAGAAUACAUAGUUCGGUGGAAACUAAUUUAUCUCUAGCAAAUGCUGAACGUUUUAAAACAAUACCAUCUGGAGUAUCAGAAAAUAUUGAUAAUAGUAUUGAUUUAACUGUUCUCCAUAAUACUAAUUACAAUGACUUAUUGGCUAGUAAUAGUACAGAAUCGACUACAACUAUAUCAAUUAACAAUUCAAUAAUAAAAUCAAUUGAUUCAGAAGUAGUUGAAAAUGACGAUUCUGUAUCUUCUGAAACAUCUCUUCUUGUGCUUUCAAGGCAAGCACCUGAUGGUGGUAAUCCUAUAGAAGAUAAUAAAAAGCCAUUAAUUACACAACAAGAAGAUAAAAUUCUCCACUCAUAAUCAAGUAUACUUAUAACUAAUAUGUAAUAAAUUUAUUACACACACAUCUAUAAUCAUAAUCAUAAUUUACACUUAUAAAUAUAUACCUUGACUACGUUACACAUAUUUUUCUUAUCGCAUACAGUAAAUAUUGGGUUGACAACUAAGUGAUCACGGAUUUUGCUAUUACCACCUAAUGACAAAAUCCAUAAUCACUUAAUUGCCAACCCAAUAGAUAUAAAAAUAGAAUCCUAUCUCUUUACAGUAUGUAUGUAAUUUUAAAUUAAUAAUUAAUGAUUUCUAUAAUUAGUUUAUAAUAUUUGACGUUUAAAAUAUCUUGUUCAGAUACAUUGAUAUAAAGAUAAUACAGAACACUAACC
Bombus terrestris (buff-tailed bumblebee) is the source of this 5491-nucleotide messenger RNA. RefSeq names its product C2 domain-containing protein 3. The coding region runs from base 186 to 5132 and encodes 1648 amino acids. The record is from RefSeq and is a predicted model, not a curated record. The transcript is spliced from 12 exons. Lineage: Eukaryota; Metazoa; Arthropoda; Insecta; Hymenoptera; Apidae. Gene Ontology annotation, cellular component: centriolar satellite; centriole. Gene Ontology annotation, biological process: centriole elongation; cilium assembly.